GCAUUUCUGGGAAGAAAAAAACCCCACCAGCAGUCAUGCAUGGUGGCGGUCGUGUGAACUGCUUGCUACUUAAGGACCCGGAUAAUUUGUGAGUCACAGACCGCCCAUAAAAUAAAGUAACUUUAUCCAGUCUUUAGAGCUGACACUUACUCUAUGUACGAUCGUCAGCAUUCCUACUUUUCUCUAAAUGUGAACGCAUCAUGCGCUGCGUACUUCCGGCUUUUCCGGAAUGUUGACCGUUUCUAACGUCGCUGUUCGUCCAUUGUGUGUCUCGAGCUCUGCUUGACCCUCGUGCAAUGCAUUCAUUGUCCGGGGAGAUCCAGGGCUUCUCCAAAAGCCGCCUGAGGAAACAGUGCACCCGCGUUACCACGGUGACGGGGAGGAAGCUGUUGGAAAGAAGCACCGAUGGCAGCACACAAGUAGAGGAGCUUGAGGACGCCAACGGAUGCGGAUUUGUGGAGGAUAAAAGUCUGGACCUUCAAGUUGGAGUGGUCCGACCCUUCUUGCUGCUGGCCUCUCAGGAUGUGGCCCAUGACAUGGACAUUUUGCAACGAUACCAGGUGUCACACGUGCUAAACGUGGCCUAUGGCGUGGCCAACCUUUUCCCGCAUCAGCUGCUCUACAAGACCGUCCAGAUCCUGGACCUCCCCGACACGGAGAUCACUUCAUACCUGAAGGAGUGCGGCUCGUUUAUAGAUCAAGCCCGGGAACAGGAUGGUGUGGUUCUUGUCCACUGCAACGCCGGCGUGUCACGCUCCGCCGCAAUCGUCACGGCCUAUUUGAUGCAGAGUGAAGGGCUUGCGUUUGACGAGGCCUACCGCCAGGUGAAGCUGGCGAGGCCUUCUAGUCGGCCCAACCCGGGGUUCCAGCACCAGCUGCAGAACUUCAAACCAUAAGCGAUUUUGAUUCUACGACAGCAACGAUUCACAGCAGACUUUAUCUGAAGAUUCCUUCCAUAUAGAGCGCGACAAGAAGCGCGCUCCUAUGUGAGCAAGCACUGCGCCGUUGAGGCAAGAAAUGUCCGUCUGCCGAAGGAACACACCUCCAAGUCCAGUCAAAGGUGAGACAGGGGCUGCUCUAACUUCUUGGGUCCAUUAGGUGAGAUGUUUCCGAGGAUCACUCGAGAAUCACCCGAGAUUCCGAAUGCCCAUCAAAUGUAAGCGCGUGCACGGGCCAGAAAAACAUUGCAAAACUGUG
Molecule: messenger RNA, 1197 nt
Organism: Syngnathus typhle (broad-nosed pipefish)
Lineage: Eukaryota; Metazoa; Chordata; Actinopteri; Syngnathiformes; Syngnathidae
Product: dual specificity protein phosphatase 19-like
Exons: 5
Coding region: 297-896 (199 amino acids)
Biological process (GO): regulation of MAP kinase activity; protein dephosphorylation
Cellular component (GO): cytoplasm
Molecular function (GO): JUN kinase phosphatase activity
Source: RefSeq, a predicted model, not a curated record